GCUGACGAGUACAAAGAAGAUGAUGAUCUCUGGCGGUGGAAGAAAAAAUCAAUUUUCUUUGACUUACCUUAUUGGAAGGAUAUGCCUGUUAGGCAUAACAUAGAUGUUAUGCACGUGGAGAAAAAUGUCUCUGAUGCAUUGCUAUCUAUUCUGAUGCAUAGUAGGAAAUCAAAGGAUGGCCUCAAAGCAAGAAAAGAUUUAGAAGACAUGGGUAUUAGAAGCAACUUGCAUACUGAAGUUAGGGGAAAGAAGACUUAUUUGCCUCCAGCUGCGUAUUGGCUUUCUAAGGAAGAAAAAAAGAAAUUUUGCAGAAGGUUAUCCAACUUCAGAGGCCCUGAUGGUUACUGUGCCAAUAUCUCCAACUGUGUCUCACUGGAUCCUCCCUCUAUUGGCGGCAUGAAGUCACAUGACCAUCAUGUUGUAAUGCAGAAUCUGUUACCGGUUGCGUUGAGAGGUCUACUUCCACGAGGUCCUCGUCUUGCAGUGACUUGGAUAUGCAAUUACUUCAACAGACUGUGUCAACGCAUCAUUGAUCCAGAGAAGAUUAUUAAACUAGAAGAAGAAAUUGUGGAGACAAUGUGUCAGCUAGAGAGAUACUUUCCUCCAUCUCUGUUUGAUAUCAUGUUUCAUCUUCCACUCCAUCUAGCAAGAGAAGCACGCUUGGGUGGCCCUGUACACUUCAGGUGGAUGUAUCCCUUUGAGAGGUAUAUGAAGACACUAAAAGCUUUUGUCAAGAAUUUUGCAAGACCAGAAGCUUGUAUGGCCGAGGGUUAUUUGGCUGGUGAAUGCCUUGCAUUUUGUAUGGAGUUCCUGCAGAAAUCUGUUCCAGUUGAAGAAGCAAUGACACGAAACGAAGAUGUUGAGACGACUCAGAAUGUUCUUGUAGGCCGAACGCUGCAUAAAGCAACAGAAGUGAGUCUUACUGACAAAGAGAGAGAUUUUGCUCACCGGUAUAUCCUCAUGAAUACUGCAGUGAUCGACCCUUAUGUUCAGAUGCAUUUAGAAGAACUUCAAAAUUCGGAUGUAAGAUGUGCAAAAAAUGAAACCAUCUUAUGGAAGUAUCAUACAAAAAGGUUUUCACAGUGGAUUAAAGAGAAGAUACCAAAUAACUCCAAGGACCAUUCGCAAAGGCUGAGAUGGCUUGCUUUUGGACCAAGAAAUAUUGCUCACACCUACAGGGGAUUUGUAGUUAAUGGCUAUCGAUACCAUACAGACGAUAUGCAGAGGAAGACACAGAACAGUGGAGUAGCAUAUGAAGCCUUUUCGAUGUGCAGAGCUAGUGCCAAAGAUUCGAGGCAACAGGCUGAUAUAGUAACAUACUAUGGCGUGAUAAAGAAGAUCAUUUUGCUUGACUAUCACAUGUUUCAAGUGCCUUUGUUUAGGUGCAGUUGGGCUCAUAAAGGUAGAGGACUUAAAGAGGAAGACGGUUUCACACUAGUGAAUCUCCAUAUGAACCAGUCAACAUUUGCAAACGAUCCGUACAUUAUGCCUGCGCAAGCUAAACAAGUGUUCUAUUCUAGAGAGGAAGAUAGCUCUCCUUGGUAUGUAGUGAUGAGAGCACCACCACGAGGGUAUCAUGAGUUAGAGACAGAAGAAGAGAUUUGUUCUGCAACGUUAGCAGUCCAGCCUGAAGAAGAUAUGGGAGAUCAAUCAUCCGAUGACGAGAGUUUCUGUGUUAGGAAUGACUGUGAGGGUCAACUAAUAUAUGAAUAAUGAUGAGUUUGUUUUUCUUUCAGGUUAUUUGGUGCAAUGAAUUCCAAAGCUGUUACAGGGAAGUGCCAUCGCAGUAAACGCCAAGCAGGUCUUGAUGUUAGUCCUGAGGUUUCUUUAGUUAAGAAAAAACCCAAGAAAAAUGCUACGAUCCCAACCCUGGACGAAGACUAUCAUUCAGAAGAAGAAGCAGAUCAUCAGGAAGUGGAAGAAACAGAACCUGAAAAAGUCGAUGAAACUGG
This is a messenger RNA of Brassica rapa (field mustard), 1952 nucleotides long. RefSeq lists its product as uncharacterized. The record is from RefSeq and is a predicted model, not a curated record. NCBI's taxonomy places the organism in Eukaryota, Viridiplantae, Streptophyta, Magnoliopsida, Brassicales, Brassicaceae.